Messenger RNA from Solanum tuberosum (potato), 3603 nucleotides. RefSeq lists its product as uncharacterized. NCBI's taxonomy places the organism in Eukaryota, Viridiplantae, Streptophyta, Magnoliopsida, Solanales, Solanaceae. Bases 1 to 3603 code for a protein of 1200 amino acids. The transcript is spliced from 5 exons. Gene Ontology annotation, molecular function: RNA-DNA hybrid ribonuclease activity; nucleic acid binding. The record is from RefSeq and is a predicted model, not a curated record.
AUGGUUGAAGAGACACUCCAUACUAAAAAACAGGUUAAUUUGGAAGCUGUACAAAACUUGGCCCCGGUAGAUCGAGGAAAAAAACAGGUCCAAGAGCCAAAGAAGAACAAUAACCCAGGAAUAAACGCCAAAAUGGAAGACGAAUACAACCACUAUGAAUCAGUCUCAGAGGAGGAGAUGGAGGAAGACCACUUCCAUGAUAUUCCAGAUCAAACUUCUGAGAGUGAAUUCAUCAAAGUCAAUGGAGAAAAUCAAGGAGUUAUUACUAACUCUAAGGAAACCAUUACAAACGAGAAUAAUCUUUAUUCGGUUCAUAUCACACUAGCCACUGAAGGAACUUCUUUAGCUGAUAAGGACUGUUCCAUGGUGGAAAGGACUAACUUUCAUAUAUCCUUGGUGUAUGCCAAAUACAGGACUAACAUGAGAAGAGACUUAUGGGAGGACUUGGUUUCCAUCUCAAACAAUAUCCAAGGUCCCUGGAGCAUUGUGGAGGAUUUCAAUGUAAUUGCUGAGGUCGAGGAAAAGCUAGGAGGAACCCCAUACAGAUUGGAGAAGAGUUUUGAAUUCUUAAACUUUAUGGAAGAUGUUGGUGUCCAAGAUGCUGGUUUUGCGGGGAACAUAUUUACGUGGUGUAAUAACAGGGAUGCUCCGAGCACUAUCUGGAAAAGGAUGGACAGAAUGUUAUAUAAUUUAGAAUGGUUUGAUCACUUCUCCAAAACAACUGUGUCUCACCUAGCUAGAACCUGUUCUGAUCAUGCACCUUUGGUGAUCCAACUCUCUAGUGAGGAAGAAGAGUUUAAGAGAUACUUUAGAUUCCUUAAUACUUGGACAGAACACCCUCAAUUCCUCGAUACAGUUCAAGGAAUAUGGAACAUCGAAUGUCAUGGAAAUCCAAUGUGGGUACUUCAUCAAAAACUAAAAAAAACUGCUACUCAUCUCAGCACCUGGUCUAAAGCUACAUAUGUAGAUUUUUAUGAGGUUUCCAAGAGACUGGAAAAAGAGAUCAUAAACUUGGAACAAACUAUGCAGGCUGACAGGUCUCCAACUACAAGAACUACUCUCAACAAGAAAAAAGGAGUUAAGUACUUUAAAGGAAUAUUUGGUCAGGUCCCUGACUAUAAUGACUUCCAAGCCUUUGAGGGUAUCAACAUUACUAUCACAGAUGAUAUGAACCAUGCAUUGACAACAUUUCCAACGGAAGAAGAGAUCGGAAUGAACUUGAUGACCAUGGAUCCUGACAGUGCCCCUGGGCCUGAUGGAUUCACAGCUAGGUUUUUUCAGACUUGUUGGGGAGUGGUAACCCCUGAGGUUACUAAAGCUUUGCAUUCUUUCUUUUGUGGUGCUAGUCUUCCUAAGUGGUUUACUCAUACUAACAUUGCCAUGAUCCCCAAAAUUAAUCACCCUCAACAAUUUUCUGAUAUGAGGCCUAUUAGCCUUUGUAAUGUAAUUAGUAAAAUUUUCUCUAAAGUUCUGAACUCCAGACUUAGUAAGGUGCUCCCACUUUUGAUUAGUAAUAAUCAAAGUGGUUUCAUCAAGGGUAGAUCUAUUACUGAGAACAUCCUUCUUGCUCAAGAAAUUAUUCAGGACAUAGGUUCUACUAAUGUGGAAGGUAAUGUUGUUCUUAAAUUAGACAUGGCUAAAGCUUAUGAUAGAGUCUCUUGGCCUUAUCUGUGCAUUCUCAUGAGAAGGAUGGGGAGAUCUCUGGAGUUGAUGAUGAAAGUUUUGGGCAACUACGAGAAAGUUUCAGGACAAGAGGUUAACAAGAUGAAAUCUAGUGUGUCACUUUCUAACAAAGAACACUCUCAUUCUAAGCGAAGGAUUCAGGAGAUCACUGGUAUGACUUACAAAAGUCUACCAAUCAAGUACUUGGGUUGCCCACUAUAUGAAGGGCGGAAGAACAAUGCUUUAUUCUCUGGAAUGAUGAGUAAAAUACUUCACAGGAUCGGGGGUUGGCAAACUAAAUUUCUUUCAAUAGGAGGAAGAAGUGUUUUGAUUAAACAUGUACUGCUCUCACUUCCUGUCUACACCCUAGCAACAAUUCAUCCUCCCAUUGGUGUGCUAAACCAAAUAGAAAAAAUGUUUAACAGAUUUCUUUGGGGUGGUUCAGGUGAGAAAAAGAAAAUGCACUGGGCCUCUUGGAACUCGAUGUGCUAUCCAUAUGAUGAAGGAGGUGUCUCUUUUAGAAGACUUCAAGACAUUUGUAAAGCUUUCACUACCAAACAGUGGUGGACCUUAAGGGCAACUAACUCUUUAUGGAAGGAGUUUCUAAUGGCUAAGUAUUGCCAAAGGAUUCAUCCUGUGAUUAAGAGGUGGUACGCGGGAAACUCUCACUCUUGGAAUGCUAUGUGCAAAAUCAAAAGUACUAUGGAUCAAUAUAUACUAUGGAAAAUAGGCAGAGGAGAUGUCUCAUUGUGGCAAGAUAACUGGACAGGAUUUGGAGCUCUCUGGCAAUUUUUCCCUAAUGAUAGAAAACCAAGAGAGCAAAAAAUUUCUGAUAUCUACAUUAAUGGACAAUGGCAAUGGGGAGGUUGGGACAUUUUCAUACCUAAUCAUGUGAUGGAGCAUAUUCAUAGUAUGAAUGUAGAUUUGAACUUGAAUGUCGAUGAUAGGCCUAUUUGUACUCCAACGCAAAAUGGUUCCUUCACAAUGGCCUCGGCUUGGGAAAUUCAGAGGCAGAAGAAUGAUAAGAGCUGCUUUGAUUCCAACACCUGGUGUAAGAGAGUGCCCCUCAAGAUGAGUUUCAUCCUGUGGAGAGUAGUGAGAGACAGAAUCCCCACAGAUUCUAGACUCACAAAGAUGGGAAUUGCUAUGCCGUCAAGAUGUUGUUGCUGCAAAUCACCUCAGGAGGAAGAUGUUGACCAUUUCAGCUGCUCUGAGGAAUUUGCAAAAAAGAUUUGGUCAAUUCUUUGUGGAUCACUGGGGAUUCCUUUUGAUAACAUUUCCAUCAGAAUGUUAAUCAAGUUUUGGUGGACUUGGAAAACAAAGAAUCCAGUCUUGAACAUGCUAAUGAAAUGUAUCCCUGUUAUCACCUUGUGGGAAUUGUGGAAAACAAGAUGUGGGGCUAAAUACGGUACGGACAAUUACAACACAUGGAAAAGUAUUAACAAUAUCUCUUCAUCUUUAGUCCUGAUUCUUAAAGGACAGUUUGAGAAGAUUAAGGUAGACCCUGACUGGGAAUCAGUCCGUUACUUGCUGAUAAGCAACAUCCCCGACAAAAAAAUUGUUCAGGUUAAAUGGUUGAAGCCCUCUAACAGCUUUGUGAAGAUUAAUUCUGACGGAAGUUGUAAAGAUGGUUAUUGUGGAGGUGGAGGGGUGAUUCGAGACCACCGUGGGCAUCUUAUUUUUGCGUAUUCACUAAAUCUUGGACAUAGUACCAACAAUUGGGCAGAAGCUAAAGCAUUGUUGUAUGGAAUUGAAUGGCUGCAUAUCAGCCGGCUUUUCAUCAUUCUGAGGUCUGUUUCAGCUUCUGAAAUUCGAACAGCAAUGAGGGUCGACUCGAUAGUGCUGAGUUCGGGACUCCAUGGCACAUCCGAAAUGCAAAGGGAGGAGAUAGAAGGGAGUCCAAUGGACUCAAAUCAAGGGGGUUCAUGCAAGGCAAGAUAA